Dendrobium catenatum is the source of this 856-nucleotide messenger RNA. Its product is annotated as importin-5-like. The record is from RefSeq and is a predicted model, not a curated record. Bases 38 to 565 code for a protein of 175 amino acids. Gene Ontology annotation, molecular function: nuclear import signal receptor activity. Gene Ontology annotation, biological process: protein import into nucleus. Lineage: Eukaryota; Viridiplantae; Streptophyta; Magnoliopsida; Asparagales; Orchidaceae. The transcript is spliced from 2 exons. Gene Ontology annotation, cellular component: nucleus; cytoplasm.
GAUUACUCUUGCGGAAGCGCGUGAGCGAGCCCCGGGGAUGAUGAGACGACUACCCCAAUUCAUUAGGAGCCUCUUUGCUGUGCUGAUGAAGAUGUUGCUUGAUAUUGAGGAUGAGCCAGCUUGGCAUGGGGCUGAAACUGAGGAUGAGGAUGCUGGAGAGACGAGUAACUACAGUUUGGGACAAGAGUGUCUUGAUCGACUGUCUAUUGCCCUAGGAGGGAACACCAUUGCUCCAGUUGCCUCAGAAUUGCUUCCGCAGUAUUUAGCAGCACCAGAAUGGCAGAAACGUCAUGCGGCUCUAAUUACUCUUGCACAAAUUUCGGAAGGGUGUGCAAAGGUCAUGAUGAAGAACUUGGAGCAGAUUGUUUCUAUGGUAUUGAACUCAUUUAUAGAUCCACAUCCUCGUGUACGCUGGGCAGCUAUAAAUGCCAUUGGACAGUUGUCCACAGAUUUGGGUCCUGAUCUUCAAGUUCAUUAUCAGCAGCAAGUGCUGCCAGCUCUGGCCUCUGCUAUGGAUGAUUUCCAGAAUCCUCGCGUGCAGGCAAGUAGUUCCACAAUGCUGUGACUGCUGUCAUGUAUCGUACCACAUCAUUUACGUCUUCCUAGGAACUGGGAAAAAAAAAGGUUGAUAAAGCUAAUCUGAUAUAGCUUUGGAUAAAGCUUUUGCUAAUGCAGAGACACGUGUUUUUUUCUUUUUAUUUUUUUAAAAAUUUUGUAUGUAUUGUUAUUGUUGCUUCUGUGUAAUUAUUUUUUGUUAGCAUUACCAAUCCAUUCUUGCUACUGUUCUUGUUAAGAGUUGCAUUGAUGCUAUUUAUAUUUUUGGUUAGAUACCUUGAUCAUAACUUGAACUGUAUAU